Sinocyclocheilus rhinocerous is the source of this 9409-nucleotide messenger RNA. Its product is annotated as neurobeachin-like protein 2. The transcript has 52 exons. Lineage: Eukaryota; Metazoa; Chordata; Actinopteri; Cypriniformes; Cyprinidae. Gene Ontology annotation, biological process: intracellular protein localization. Gene Ontology annotation, cellular component: cytosol; membrane. Gene Ontology annotation, molecular function: protein kinase binding. The record is from RefSeq and is a predicted model, not a curated record. Bases 378 to 8522 code for a protein of 2714 amino acids.
AGAGGAGGGGAGUGGAGCGCGGGCAGGGUAAUGCGUGCACAGACAAGUGCGUUAAACUCCUCUAGAAUUCCUCCAGGAGAAAUGCACAUUUAUCCAAGCGCCUAAACCGCGAUAUUUCUCAAAUGUUGCUCUCUACAUUCUCUAGUUUCUUUGCUCGGAAUUGUCCUUUUGACCCGCCUUCCAUCUAAAAGACAUGCAACUUUGGCAGCGCUUGGCAACCAGGUAGUGGGCAGCUGUACAGCAGCAUGCAGUUUCUAGCAAACAGUAUUCCCUGGAUCUUUGCUGAGUCAAUCCAUGGCCCCUUCGUUUGUGGAAUGUAUAUUCAGAUGGUCUGACUAACGCCUAAGUGGAAGAAACACGCAGAAGGGCGAGGGAGAAUGGCUUCGAAAGAGCGACUGUACGAGCUGUGGAUGUUAUAUUAUACUAAGAAAGAUGUCGUUUACCUGCAGCAGUGGUUGGAGGCAUUCGUGGCGUCUUUUGAGAAGGCCAUUGAUGUGCAGUCGACGGAGCCUCGCCGGCUGGAGGAAUGGAGCGUCGAUGUCCCGCUCCUCCCCAAGGAGGUAUUGAUGUUCCUCAGCACCCAGCUGUGGCACAGCGCCCUCCACAUGUCAGGGCAGGAUCAGAGCAGCACUGCUCCACACCCACUGCUCCUCAUCAAGUUCUUCAUCAUCAUCUGCAGAAAUAUGGAGAAUAUAGACUCUGAAAAGACCCCGGGUUUUGUGUUUGAGACGAUCAAGCUCCUAAACUUCUGUUUGACUCAGCUGAAGAAGCAGCCAGAUGAUCAGAGCACUUUACAGUCGGUGGUACAGCAUGGCCUGCUGCUGUGCGAAAAUCUCUUUGACCCUUAUCAGACGUGGAGGAGACGGCAGGCAGGGGAGGAGGUCAGUAUGCUGGAGAGAAGCAAGUAUAAAUUCUCCCCCCUUGUUCUACCAGAGGAGCUUCCUUUGCUCUUCCACGACUACCUACAAGAGAGUGAACUAAUCCCAGAGCCGCUCGUGGUGAGGCUGGUGCAUCUUCAGGGAGCUGUAAUCAGUGGAUGCAAGAGAAACGGCCUUCUCUCCAUCACCCCCCAGGCUGUGAAGGACCUCAUGUCUGUGCUGCGUUUCUGGUGCCUCACUCCUGCCUCAUCCCCACAAGAGCCCAAGGACCCUCGGCUGCUCAAAAUGACCCUGCGGUGCCUGACUGCAAUGAUCCACCUUCUGCACUCCAGCAGCCCGGUCGACAGGCAGGUAGAGAUCCGGAUUGUACUGGACGGUUACUUCCAGCUGCUCAACUGGAACCGGCCGCCGGACAGCCAGCAGGGAGAUAUGCAGACCUGGGAGGAUAACCUCAUUACACUUCUCGAACAUAUGUUGAAUGCUAUCCCAGAGAUCCUGCAGUGUUCAGACCGGCCGGUGUUGCAGGCUAUCUUUCUCAACAACAACUGUUUCGAGCACAUACUCCGCCUCAUCCAGAACAGCAAGCUAUAUCAGAAUAACAGGUUUAAGGUGGAGUGUGAGGGCCAGUGUGACCUCACUACACGUUUGCUCACAGAGGCUGAAGUGGAGCAGGUCUGGGAAAAGGGCUCUGACUGCAUCACAGUACACGCCAUUCGAGUUCUCACCGCCAUUAUGAGCAACUCGCCCUCAGCCAAGGAGGUCUUCAAGGAGCGGAUUGGUUACUCACAGUUGUUUGAUGUGUUGAAAAGUCAAGGACAGCCCACCAAAAGACUCCUGCAGGAGCUGAUGAACAUGGCUGUUGAAGGAGAGCAUUCCCUGGCCAUGCAGUUGGGCAUCAGUAACGAACAGCCUUUGCUCCUGCUGCUGCAGUGGUUGCCUGACCUGGGCUCUCGCUCUCUGCAGCUGCUUGUGUCCCAGUGGCUGGCGGCCGUGUGUCGAGGAAUUCUGUCCUGCCGCACUGUAGCCGUUGAAGCAGACUUAGUAGGCGCUCUGCUGGAGGUGCUGUCCGAACCCCCAGUGCGGCUCGACCGGCAGUGCGCAGACGCCCUCUUGGGUUUGCUUCAAGACUUGGGAUCUCUUUCUUUACGGCCCUGUGAACUGAAGAGUCUGCUGAAGCUCUUGUGUACUGAGCCCGGUGCACCCCCUCACCCGUACUGCGGGCGCGUGGUAAGGGUGCUUUCUGCCAUGGCCGCCCGUGGAGAGGGUGGGUGCAGCGCCUUGCAGUAUUUUGACCUUAUGCCCCCUAUGGCGGGUAUUAUGGUGCCAGCUAUACAGCGCUGGUCAGGAAGCGCAUUUGCUUUCCAUGCCUGGUUGUGCCUCAACACAGACUUUCCUCCACCCCAACACCACUACUCAGAAUCCCACCUGACAAACCCGGAUAAUAUGGUUCGAAUGGCUAAGGGACCACGCAGGAAACAGCUUUACAGUUUCUUCACAGCAAGCGGAACUGGCUUUGAAGCGUUUUUCACCACAGAAGAAGUUUUGGUGGUGGCAGUAUGUACUAAAAAGGAGUACAUGGCUGUUUCCCUGCCAGAACACCCACUGAAUGAUUGCGCCUGGCACUCAGUUGCCAUUGUUCACGUUCCUGGCCGUCGGCCCUUUGGACAGAACGUGGUCACUGUUUAUGUGGACGGAGUGCAGUGUAAAACAGCACCCCUGCGCUUUCCUUCUCUGAAUGAGCCAUUCACUUCCUGCUGCAUUGGAUCAGCUGGUCACCGGACCACUACUACCACGACUACCUCUCCGACCCUGCCCAACCCGUCCCACUCGCCCUCCGAGAUGGCAUUUGCAGCUCAUACUGGGCCACCCACCCUUGCACGUUCCCAGUCCUUCCCUGCAUCCUUUGCAGCAGCCGCAGGGGGGCGGCCAGGUGUGAGUCGGGACAGUCUCGUUCACACCAUCCCAGCAGGGCUACAGGACACUGCGUGGGGCUCUCCUUCAUCACUGGGUGGCCUUUUAGCCACAGUGUUCAUCUGCCAUGAAGCUCUGCAGCCUGCUCAGGCACGAGCCCUGUUCACUGCAGGUCCCAAUAAUGUUUCUCUGUUCAAAGCUGAUGGUGAACCUUCAGAAGUCAACAGUAAACUAGUUUUAUACUAUACACCACAGGCCUUUAAGAGCCAGAUCUGUUUGGAUUUGUCCCCCAACCAUCUUUACGAUGGCAGGCUGACUGGUCACAGAGUGGUGAACUGGGACGUCAAGGAUGUGCUGAGCUCUGUAGGUGGGAUGGGAGCUCUCCUGCCCCUGCUGGAGCAGGUGUGUUUACUGGAUCAGGGCGAGACUGUAGGUCAGGAGACUUCAGAUCUUCUCGGGCCAGAGCUCACGUCCUCCAGGGGCCCCGCCGGCAUGCUGCUGCCACUGGGGAAGUCAUCUGAGGGCCGUUUAGGGAAGAACAGUGUAGCAGCGUUUUUGCUGAUGAUUAAGAACAUGCUGCGCAACCAUCCAGCCAAUCAGGAGAGUCUGCUUCAGUGCCACGGGCCGCCCAUCAUCGGAGCCAUGCUCGGCAAGGUUCCCAGCAGUAUGAUGGACAUGAGUGUACUGAUGGCCUGUCAGUUCCUGCUCAAGCAGGUGUCCAACGAGGGCAACAACGCCCUCCUAUCACAGCUGUACCAGUACCUGCUCUUUGACUUCAGGAUCUGGAGCCACAGCCACUUUGCAGUCUGCCUGGGUCAUGUGCAGUACCUAACCACCGUCAUCAAUGAAGGCAAGCUGAAGACUCGUAAGAGGUAUGGUGUUCAGUACAUCCUGGACUCGAUUCGGACACACUACAGUGUGGAGAAGGAUGGCAGUCCUCUGUCUGAUGAGAGGCAGACGGUGCAGAUCUCUCUUUUCGCUCUGCUGAAGGACCUUCUGAAAUCUCCCACUGCUGAGGAGCUGCACAGUGUACUAGCCUACGCUGCUAUAGUGCAAGACGAGCAACAGAUGAUCAGUAUUCUGCAUGUGUUACACACUGUAUUGAGGAGUUCUCCUUCUCCACGGGAGCAGGCUGUGACGGUUCUUCUGGAGCGAGGGGUGGAGCAGCUCUACUGUCUGCUGCUCAAAACCAACUAUGGGGACGAGGCUCGUGAGAGAGUAUUCAGGGUCUUGUAUAAAGUCCUGAAGAGUGAACGUGUUCCUGAGCGCAGUAAAAUGCGCAUCAAACUCAAGGACUCCGGCUACCUUGGGCUGGUCUGCUCCUUUGAAGACGUCCCCAUCACCAUGGCGACUGUACGGUGUCUGUAUGAGCAGGUGCUCGCCACAGAUCCCACUCCGAAUUUUAGAGACCUGUUGGCAGUGGCGUACCUGUCCCAUCGCGCUGACCUCAGUGUCCGACUGGAUAUCUGUCGAAAGCUCUUCCACUUGAUCUACUCCAACGAAGAGUAUGUGAAGCAGCUCGCGCGUCAGUCAGGCUGGCAGGAUGUUCUCACCAAACUCUACAUCAAAGAAUCGUACGAGUCUCGUGCUCUCAGCCAAUCCAAUUCUUUAUCCAGUCCCACCAACUCUCUGGAGCCCGUUCUUCCCAGACCCGUCUUCCGCCGUGAGGACAGCGUAAUGGAGGACACCCGGCAGAACGUCUACAUUUCCCUCACCGCCCGCCAUGAAGAGGAGUACGAUGAGGAAGAAGGAGAAGCUCAGGAUGUGUCGGAGGGCUACUCUGACCUCUCACAGUCUCCUCCGUCAACCGGACAGCUCAAGAAUGAUUCCCUCCACUUCAAACCAUUUGACUCCGGAGAACAAAGCAGUCAUUCGUCCACCCUGUCCAACACUGUGGACAUUCCAUCAUCGUCCCAUUUGCUGGAGGAAGAAGAAAACGCGUAUCAGCCGCUCUCACCCUUCAGCUCACCCUUUGAGAUGGAACUAAGCCUUCAGAAAGGGCCCCAGACACCUGUGGGUAGCCAGCCAGAGACCCCCUCUCCUCUGGAACACAGUAAGAGCUUCCCAGGCAUGAGACCACGCAAGAGCUCCAGUCUGUCCAAUGUUCUGGACGACACAAGCUACAGCACCGAACCUCCUACAGACACCAUCUCUAACACAUCCAACCCACAGGCUCCCGAGGAGGAGUUGUGUAAUUUGCUGACGAACAUCGUAUUCUCUGUGCUGUGGAGCGGCACUGAGGGGUCUGAGGAUGUGAUAUGGAGAGAAAGGGGUCAGGUGUUCUCUGUCCUCACCAAGCUUGGCUCAUCCUGUCAGCUGGUGCGGCCACCUGAUGACAUCAAACGCAGUCUGUUGGAGAUGAUGCUGGAGUCGUCUCUGUCAGAUUUGAGGGACUCUCAGGGCGUGUCUCUGCCCCAUGUGCCUUCUUUGCUCCGCCUCCUCAGACUGCUCCAGGACUUCCUAUUCGCCGAGGGCACUGACAAUCAAACACUAUGGAGUGAGAAGAUUUUUGAGGGGGUGGUGAAUCUGUUGGAUAGGCUGCAGGCAUGGCACACGACCCCUGGGUCAGCGGGGUCCUCUGAGCUCAAAGAGAUGUCUCUGAUCGGCCUGCGUAUCAUCACUGGAUACAUUCAGCAGCAGCAGAGCCCACAGGUGUGUGAGAUGGCGUGUUUGAAGCUUCAUAGCCUGCUGCAAACUGUGUUAUGUCUGUCCUGGGAGGAGGUGUGUUUUCUUCUGGGUCGUCUUGGUGCACCACUUUGGCCUGCAAACUCUGACUCAGACCCGGGUGCCGAGGCUUUGCUGAGCCCGCUGGUGCCCAUCGUCCGAGCGCUUUUGGACCAGCAUGCGGAUCGCACCACCCUUCAGAAGAUGCUCCCCAACCUGCCUGCCACCAACGGCAGCCCCUCCUUCGCCCAGGAUCUCCAGAACUACUGCAGCAGUGCUGAGUGGCAGCAGUUCUACCAGAACCACGUGGGGCCCACGAUGCAGCAGUAUGAACUAGACACUUUUGGGAAGAGUCAUGACCUGAUGUCCAACUUUUGGAAUUCCUGCUUUGAUGACCUCAUGAGCACUGCACAGAGGAGAGACAAGGACCGUUCCGACUGCAAAGCCAAGUUUCAGGAGCUCAUUAUUGACCCGUACCUAAAACGGGUGCGCACAGAGAACAGCCGCUACCACAGUGUGCAGAAGAUGAGUAACAGCCAGCAGGGGGUGGUGGGGGGGCACUGGAAAUCACUGCGCAGGUUACUGAGCAGUGAGAGAGGAAUAUUUCUGCUCAGGGUUCAGCCAGAGGUGAAAUGGAAACUGUCAAGUGCAGAGACGUACUCUAAGAUGCGUCUGAAGCUGGUGCCAAAUUACAGCUUUGAUUCCCACAGUGAUGCCAGUGCACUGAGAGAUAACAUGGGAGCCGACAGUCCCCGCAGCUCAACCGAGCCCAUCCCGCUUGCAGUUGCCAAGGAAGCUAAAGUUAGCGACAUGGAGGAUGACAAACUAGAGGAUGAGGAUAUUGCCUUCAUUGAUGAGGCGGAGGAGGGCGAGGAGGAGAGCCAAAAAGAAAAGCUGGUGCUCUCAGAGGACUGUGAGCUCAUCACUAUUGUUGCCGUGGUACCAGGUCGUCUGGAGGUCACAACGCACCACCUGUACUUCUAUGAUGGCAGUAGUGAGAAAGAGGAGACCGAGGAAGGAAUUGGUUUUGAUUUCAAGAGGUCAUUGUCACAGCUAAGGGAAGUCCACCUGAGGCGCUACAACCUGCGGAGAUCAGCACUAGAGCUGUUCUUCAUCGACCAGGCACACUACUUCAUCAACUUCAGGAAGGGGGUGCGGAACAAAGUCUACUCCAGGAUCCUGGGUCUCAGACCACCCAAUCUGUUCUACUUUGGUUCUCGCUCUCCUCAGGAGCUCCUAAAAGCCUCCAACCUGACUCACAGAUGGGUUUGCAGAGAAAUCUCCAAUUUUGAAUAUCUGAUGCAGCUCAACACCAUUGCUGGUCGCACAUACAAUGAUUUAUCCCAGUAUCCAGUGUUCCCCUGGGUGUUGUGUGACUACACAUCUGCUAAAUUGGAUCUGGAGGACCCAGCUGUUUUCAGAGAUUUGUCCAAACCCAUUGGUGUCGUCAACCCUCGACAUGCACAGAACGUCAGGGAAAAGUAUGAGAGUUUUGAGGACCCAACAGGCACUAUCGAUAAGUUCCACUAUGGCACACACUACUCUAAUGCUGCCGGCGUCAUGCACUACAUGAUCCGCACAGAGCCCUUCACCUCAUUACAUAUACAGCUCCAGAGCGGCAAGUUUGAUUGUGCCGAUAGACAGUUUCAUUCAGUAGCAGCAGCGUGGCAGGCGCGGAUGGAGAGUCCAGCUGAUGUCAAGGAGCUCAUCCCGGAGUUCUUCUACUUCCCAGAGUUCCUGCAGAACAUGAACGGUUUUGAUCUGGGCUGCUUGCAAAUAAGUCAAGAGAAAGUCAAUGAUGUGUUACUUCCUCCUUGGGCGUCUUCGCCUGAAGACUUCAUCAGGAAACACCGCAAAGCUUUGGAGAGUGAGCAUGUGUCUGCUCACCUGCACGAGUGGAUCGAUCUCAUUUUCGGGUAUAAGCAGCGAGGACCUGAAGCGGUGGAGGCUCUCAAUGUCUUCUACUACUGCACUUAUGAGGGUAAGAGACCUCUUAUGAGUUCGUAUUGUACUCUCAAGGUGACAGUGAGUGCUAAUGGAAUGAUAGGCACUCAUAGCUGGCUGCCCUACGACAAGAACAUAGCUAAUUAUUUCACCUUCACCAGAGACCCCUCUGUGAGCAACCCAAAGACCCAGCGGUUCCUCAGCGGGCCGUUCUCCCCAGGGGUGGAAAUCGGGUCCCAGGUGCUGGUGGUGUCCACUGACGGGCGUCUGCUGUUCAGCGGGGGGCACUGGGACUGCAGCAUUCGGGUCACUAUGUUAGGCAAGGCCAAGCUGGUGGGCAGGAUCUGCCGUCACAUAGAUGUGGUCACGUGCCUGGCUCUGGAUCUCUGUGGUAUCUACCUCAUCUCUGGCUCACGAGACACCACCUGCAUGGUGUGGCAGGUCCUACAGCAGGGUGGUUUUUCUAGCGGUCUGUCUCCACGGCCCGUGCAGGUGCUCUGUGGACAUGAUCAAGAGGUCACGUGUGUCGCCAUCAGCACCGAGUUGGACAUGGCAAUCUCAGGGUCAAAGGAUGGCACAGUGAUCAUGCACAGUGUGCGUCGUGGACAGUACCUGCUUACCCUGAGACCGCCGUGUGAGAGCUGCCUUCCUGCCCCUGUGGCACAGCUGGAGGUCGGCAUAGAAGGGCACAUAGUGGCACAGACUGUUAUGGAGGGCCGCUCUGCUGGAAAGGAGAAGUACGCACUGCAUGUGUAUUCUGUGAAUGGCACUCUCUUAGCAUCUGAGACGUUGGACGAGAAGAUUUCAGCUUUGCAUCUGGUGCCUGACUACCUCAUCGUGGGCACACAACAGGGGAACCUUCACAUUCGAGAGUUGUACAGCUUGAGUCUGGCUGUGGCGCCCCUGGCCCUGAAGGUCCCUGUUCGCUCUGUGUCUGUCACGAAAGAGAGCAGUCAUAUUCUGGUGGGCCUGGAGGAUGGCAAACUCAUUGUGGUGGGAGCAGGAAAACCGGAGGAGGUGCGGUCUGGGCAGUUUUCCCGCCGACUGUGGGGCUCCACACGCAGAAUCUCCCAGGUGUCCUCAGGAGAGACCGAAUACAACCCCGUCGAGCCUUCUGCUAAAUGAGCCUCACAUGCCUUCAGCAAAACCUUUGCAUCCACAAGAGACGAUAGCGUCAGCUCUCCUGCACCGCUCGGCCGCUUUCCUUCCCUUCUAAAACAGAGAGCUUGGGAACAAGAGAGCAUAAAGGCAACACAAGUGGUGAACAUCCAAACGUGCACCUUUUUACAAAAAGGGAAAACGAGAAUUCUUCUCGAAAAUGCAAUGAUUUAUACUGCUUUUAACAAACAAACAUUCCAAAGAUUUUUGAUCAGGCGAAUCAGGCAGUCGCCUGCAAACUUUUUAAGUGUUGACGGCUAAGACUGAACUUUUUAAAAGCAGUAUGUUCUGUCCUGUGAAUCACAGACUGGCUGGAGCACUGAGCCCGAGGCACUGAAGCUCAGCGUGAUGGACUUAGUCUCUGUCACUAAGUGACAAACCGUCAUCACCUGAGCCGUUUUAUAGUCUAGUAGAUCUUCCUAUGCUGAUUUUUGCUUUUGUUCUGCUGAUCGCGCUCAGCACAGCAACACUGGUACUCCAUCUGACACUGGAAAACCUUCUUAUAUUCUUAUAUUGAGCAAUGUCGUCAAUGAAGCCAGAUUUUUCCAUGGGACAGGCACCAACAGAGACAUUUCAGCUCUGUGUAUGUAUGUGGGUGUAGGUGUUUGUAUCGCUUUACACGGUUCACUUUGUAUAACGCAAUAAUUAAUGUGACGCCUAAAUUAGAACACAAUUUUUUUUAUACUUGUUUAAUGAUGUGAAGCGCUUUGAGCCCUACUAAGUCUUGAGUCUUUAUUCAGUACCUCUGGUGCCUUAAAACAGGUAAACAAUAUAAAUGUCCAUAAUUAUGAUGGAUUAUUGCAUGAAAUGUAUUAAAGGGAUAGUUCACCUGAAAAUGAUCAUUUUGUCAUCAU